AGCAAGGCAGAGAGGGAGAGGGAGAGGGGGGAGAGAGAGGGAGAGAGAGACACUAGAGAGGGAGAGAGAAGGGGGGGAGACAGAGAGAGACAGAGAUCAGAUCUGAAGGGAGGAGGGAGAGACGACUCAGAAAGUGGAAUCUGCACAAGCAACCUAGAGGAGGAGGAGAAAAAUCCCGAAUCCUUAUAACGGCACCCCAGAUGCAACGCAAGCAACGACUCCGUCGCACUGAAAUAGAUGUUGUGCGGGCCAAAAGUAUAAAUUACGAAGCAGAAAUGAAUAUCAAACAACUUCCAGCGGUUUGCACCUAGAGAAAGACAAGAAGAGCCCACUGCAAACAAACCAACCUAAACAACGCCUCCAGUCGGAAAAGAGGGAAACCGCGACAACACGACCCCCGGAGCAGAGACGAGACCAACACGCGGAGACCGCGGGCGUCUGCAAACGUCCGCGCGCGCCGCCCGAGUUGCGCUUCGCCGCUGGCCGGACAUUAAUUACAUCCUUCACCUUGCAUUUGGGGGAGGGUGAGGAGGAAGGCACUCACCUACCCUGACCGGAGAAGUCCUAUCAGCGUCGGGGAGAAGUUUAAGAAUGAACCACUGAAUGUUUCGCUUUUAUUUUUAAAUUUUCUCUAGCACUUAAGAGACCUCAUUUCCAGAUAUCUGGGCCAUCUCGGCUGCAGACAUCUAAACCUAACCUCUCGGUAACCUGAAUUUUUCUUUCAGGCACCCACUCCCAGCGGCCCCCCUCGCAACAGCACGAGGUCAUUUUAUUUUACAUAUCAACGAAAAACAAAACCAGUCCCAGCAGGGCCUUUUCUUUAAAAAAAAAUUUUUUUUUCCUUUAUUUUUUUUUUUCUUCUAAUUUUCUGCCGGAAGACCCAAAGAGGUUUCGAAAAAGGGAAAGGAAAGAGCCAGCCGGCUGUGGCCGCAGCCGGUCAGCCCAGGUGGACAGCAGAGUGCAAGUGGGGCUGCAGGGGGAGCGCACCGCCUCUUUGGAAAGCCGCAGGGCCACCACCAGUGCCUGAGCCUUGGAUCCCUCAACGUACUGCGAGACGCCGGUGUACAGCCCGGACCUGUGCCCCAACAUGAUCGCCGCGCAGGCCAAGCUGGUCUACCAGCUCAAUAAAUACUACACCGAGCGCUGCCAGGCGCGCAAGGCGGCCAUCGCCAAGACCAUCCGCGAGGUCUGCAAGGUGGUCUCGGACGUGCUGAAGGAAGUGGAGGUGCAGGAGCCGCGCUUCAUCAGCUCGCUGAGCGAGAUCGAUGCGCGCUACGAGGGGCUCGAGGUCAUCUCGCCCACGGAGUUCGAGGUGGUGCUCUACCUCAACCAGAUGGGCGUCUUCAACUUCGUGGACGACGGCUCGCUGCCUGGCUGCGCCGUGCUCAAGUUGAGCGACGGGCGCAAGCGGAGCAUGUCCCUCUGGGUCGAGUUCAUCACGGCGUCCGGCUACCUCUCUGCGCGCAAGAUCCGCUCGCGCUUCCAAACGCUGGUGGCCCAGGCGGUGGACAAGUGCAGCUACCGGGACGUGGUCAAGAUGAUCGCGGACACCAGCGAGGUCAAGCUGCGCAUCCGCGAGCGCUACGUGGUGCAGAUCACGCCGGCGUUCAAGUGCACCGGGAUCUGGCCUCGCAGCGCGGCGCAGUGGCCCAUGCCUCACAUCCCCUGGCCUGGCCCCAACCGUGUGGCCGAGGUCAAGGCCGAAGGGUUCAACUUGCUGUCCAAGGAGUGCUACUCGCUGACCGGCAAGCAGAGCUCGGCAGAGAGCGACGCCUGGGUGCUGCAGUUCGGGGAGGCGGAGAACCGGCUGCUGAUGGGCGGCUGCCGGAACAAGUGUCUGUCGGUGCUGAAGACGCUGCGGGACCGCCACCUGGAGCUGCCGGGCCAGCCGCUCAACAACUACCACAUGAAGACGCUGCUGCUGUAUGAGUGCGAGAAGCACCCGCGGGAAACGGACUGGGACGAGGCGUGCCUGGGCGACCGGCUCAACGGUAUCCUCCUGCAGCUCAUCUCCUGCCUGCAGUGCCGCCGCUGCCCCCACUACUUUCUGCCCAACCUCGACCUCUUCCAGGGCAAGCCCCACUCGGCCCUGGAGAGCGCUGCCAAGCAGACCUGGAGGUUGGCCAGGGAAAUUCUCACCAAUCCCAAAAGCCUGGACAAGCUAUAGGGUGCUGGGGACCGCUUGAAAAGCGACGCAAACGGGCGUGCUCUCUCCUACCCACGGCACACAACUACUCAGCAACCGACAGAGCAAACUCCGGACUCUAACUUUUAUGUAAGUCACCUGAAAGAACCCGGAAUCCGCGAAGACCUCCGUCAAUUACGAAGAGAGCAGACCAACGACCCCCCCACCCAUCACAUUCUUGCACAAAGUGAUCGUUUUCUUCCAAACAAUGUGAAUUUAAAAGGUCACACAAAAGAAGCAAUCGGUCUUUGCCACCACAAAAUGAAACCCAAGGUACAUUUUCAAAUCAAUGUAUAGUAGCUUCCCCGUUCCUUCUUUUACCCCAUUCUCUCUCUCUCUCUCUCUCUCUCUGGCUAUCGCUAACUCAUUUUGUUUUUGGUUGCCUGAAUGUUGUCACCAAGUGAAAAAUUUAUUUAACUAUAUGUAAAAAUUUCUCUUUUAAAAAAAGUUUUACUGAUGUUAAAUGUAUCUCAGUGCCAAUGUCAGAUGUGUCCCUCCCUCUCUUGCACCUUUACCCUCACCCGAAGCCGUCUUGUUGAAAACAGUAAUAAAAAUAUGACUUUGCAUUGUAAUUGUUUGUGGAUUGUUCUUAAAUAAAGACAGGUAAAAUCAGUUUGCAAUGUAAAGAUGUGAAACUAAAGUAAGAGGUUUCCAUCUGAACUCUUCAUUUGCAAAAUUUAAAAGACAGCACAUGCAAAAUUCACUCUACAAGUUCCCAU
Molecule: messenger RNA, 2904 nt
Organism: Lepus europaeus (European hare)
Lineage: Eukaryota; Metazoa; Chordata; Mammalia; Lagomorpha; Leporidae
Gene: MAB21L2
Product: mab-21 like 2
Exons: 1
Coding region: 1088-2167 (359 amino acids)
Source: RefSeq, a predicted model, not a curated record